Messenger RNA from Lobosporangium transversale, 1714 nucleotides. RefSeq lists its product as hypothetical. The record is from RefSeq and is a predicted model, not a curated record. Gene Ontology annotation, molecular function: FAD binding. The transcript is spliced from 6 exons. The coding region runs from base 260 to 1708 and encodes 482 amino acids. NCBI's taxonomy places the organism in Eukaryota, Fungi, Mortierellomycota, Mortierellomycetes, Mortierellales, Mortierellaceae.
CCCCAACUCUAUCAGUCGUUUGUUCUUUCUCUCACAACCGUCUCCCUUCUUCUCCCUUCUCUCUCUCACACACAUUUCUUUCUAAGGACUUUGCAUACACCUCUGUAUUUUUUUUUAGACAUAUCCUUCCCCAUUCCUUCACUCCUCCAUUUCCAUUUCUUCACUCCUCCAUUUCUCCAUUUUGAUACCCUUUAUUAUUACUAUUGAUAUAUUUAUUGCUAUUAUUAUUUCACAGCUUCCAUACCCCUAAUAAUAAAUCAUGGACAAUACAGAACCAACUCCACCACGGGUGCUGAUCGUGGGAGCAGGCUUAGGAGGACUCAUGCUGGGUCUGUUGUUAGAAAAGAUUGGCAUCCCAUACGAUAUUUUUGAACGUGCUCCCAUUCUCAAACCGUAUGGUGCGGCCAUGGGACUGGUGCCUAAUAUUAUGCCUGUAUUUGAACAGCUUGGGCUGCUCGAAGAGAUCCUCAAGGUCUCAUUCCCUGCUGUCACCAUGGAUAUCUACCGAGAAGACCUAAGAAUAAUUGGCUCAUUGGAUAUUGGCGGAAGCAGUGAGCUCAUUGGUUAUGAUUCCAUUGUGUUCAGUCGUCCAGACCUCCAUAGACUACUUGUUUCCAAGACUCCACCAGGGAGAAUCCAUUUGGGCAAGCGAGUACUCUCAGUAGGGCAAAGCGAGCAUGGUGCAUUGAUUCGUUGUGCUGAUGGCAGUGUUCAUCAAGGCGAUAUUGUCGUUGGGGCUGAUGGAGCCUACAGCGCUGUUCGUCAAAAUCUCUACGACCGAUUAGAAAAAGAGGGUAAACUACCGAGAAAAGAUACAGAAUCCCUGAGCUUGGGGUAUACUUGCUUAGUAGGAACAUCUCAACCAAUGGACCCAGAAAAAUACCCUGUCCUCAAGGAUCCUUUCUCGCACUUUGGAGUCGUCAUUGCAGACGGAAAGCCCCAUUCGUCUACCAUUCUUACAGUUCCGGGUAAUCGCAUAUGCUUCGGAAUUGUCAUUCAGUUGACUCCAGAGGAGAAGGAAGCAGUAUUUCGAAACUCGGAAUGGGGACCAGAGUCUCUCGAUAAUACAAUUGCUAAAAUACAAGAUCACCCGAUCCCUUUUGGUGGAACAAUCCAUGACAUUAUCCGUGCAACUCCAAAAGAUGUCAUUACGAAUGUUUAUCUAGAAGAAAAAAUCUUCGAAACAUGGACUUAUAAGCGCAUUGCAUUAUUGGGAGAUGCUUGCCACAAGAUGCUUCCGAGUGCAGGUCAAGGUGCGGUCAACGCAUUGUAUGAUGCAGUGGCUCUAGCCAACUGUAUUUAUGAGAUGAAUGAUAACUCUCAAUCGCAGAUUGAGGCAGCUCUCAAGGACUAUAAAAGGCAGCGCUAUCCUCUUGCGAAGAUGCAGGUUGAAGGCUCUGCAAUGGCAGGCAAACUUCUCUAUGGCCAGACAUGGAUUGAGAAAUUCGGACGUAAAAUGGUCUUUAGUUGGAUGCCCAAUUGGUUAGAGAAGACCACUCUUACCCGAGCGGCCGCCUAUCAACCUCAGGCAGUCUUCCUGCCUUUUACAAAGAAACGAGGCCGACUUAACAUUAAGCCCCCAAAACCAUCCAAAAAGUAUUUAGAAGAGCAAAGACGUAAAGGUGCAGCUGAGGGGAUCGAGACUGAGAUGAAUGAGGUCAACGACAGGAGAGCAGCAAGUGAAGAUCUUGACACGCAUACGAUAUAAAGAGAG